UAAGCGCUGCUGCUGCUGCCUCUGGCACCCAUUCCCCGAUCGCAUCCAUCGUCCCGGCCAAAUUUUGCGACCUAAUCACCACUUGGUACUCAUUUCGUGGUGGGUCUUCGUUGUGCCUGGUGGGUUUUCGCUGUGGAGCGACGACAGUGGUGAUAAUCUCAGUGGGGAAUCACCGCGUUUGGCUGUAGUCGGUGCCAUCCCUGCGGACUCUUAAUUUGCUCGUGUAGGUUUUGGGUUUUGCUAAUAACAUUGAGAUAGGGAUUGUCGGUGUUAUAUAUAUAUAUAUAUAUAUAUAUAUAUAUAUAAAAAUAUAUCAACAAUUAUUUUUCUUUUCUUUGCGUCUUAUGGGUUUAGUAAGAAGGUAGAUGAUUUACCCUUGCUGAAGACGCGACUUGAAGAGCAGGGGCGUGGUAUGAUGCGAUAGGGUAGGGGUUUGCGCAAUCGGAGUGGUGGUGGAGGAGGAGGAGGAGGAAUGCAGGAUGCGAUGGAAGGGUUGUAGAGAUUUUGGGGGCCAAUUUAGGUUGUAGGGAUGUCAUGCCAAUUGCAGCCGGGGGCGGAGGGCUCGCUUUCCGAGUCUGUGCAUUUCCCUCCGACCAGCAGUUUCCUCGAGCACCAGGGGUACCAAGGGGACGUGAGGAUGGGAAUGGCGCCUCCUCUCUCGUCUUUCUCCAGGGCACCGCCUCCAAGGUCCCCUUUUUUGCACGACGAUGGGAGAGCAGGAUCGCGUUACGUUCACAGCGGGGGUUUUGAUAGGCAGGGAUACGAUUACGCUGUGCACAGACACAGUUGCGGUGACCACCUCGAGUUGCAUUCCGGGUCUUUGCUGGAGCACCUGUUGCUGCAGGAGAAUCAGAAGGCUCUGCGAAUUGCAAGUCUUGUGCAGUCACAAGCCUCCGGAUGCCUUUCUGGAUGUCUUUCAUGCGGACUAGGUGAGAAGAGGUUGAGGUAUAAGGACUCUGAGGAGCGGAUGGUCGCAGACCAGCGGCAUUGUUGCCCACGUAGUGUUGGCGAGGAGCCCUCUAGGUCAGUGAAUUUAGGCGCGGAAGCGGACCCUGUCGAAUGCGCAGAUGAAUGGUUCCGACAGCCGCGUCCUCGUGAAUCUGUUGGGGGUGUUGGAGAGCGUAGUCAGGCUAAGAUUUCUUUCUUUGAGGACGAGCUUGGACGUUCGCUUUGUCAGGAGAGGCGAACCGUAUUUCCAGUUUCCCGCCCAGUGCUGUCGCAUUCACAAGCAAGUCACCACAUACACGACCACCAGGAUCAUCUUGUUGGGGCCCAAGAGAGCUCUGUGCCUAUAUAUGGCUUCAGCGAUGGUGAUGGUAGAGUUCGACAAAGAUGGCCGAGUCAACGACCGGCUUACUCAGGGAAUGGCGUCGAGGUAGAUGGCUGGCAAAGAGCAACUAGGUCCGUGUCGAGGGUGGGAUCAGUAACCGCGACUGAGCAGGACCGCCUGUCGUUGCCGGAUAUAGCAGCAGGGUCAUUGCCUACAGUCUUGGUCGGAAGCCCUCAUAGGCCAGUUGGAGAUGCCAGUCGUCCAACGCAGAGUGCACGUACAACUUCUCAAAAUCUACUGAGGAUGUCGAACUCUGUGGAACCCUCGUCUCGGGACAAGCCUCUUCAGGAGGCGAGUACUCAACGGGUGGUCACCCAAGGUCCAGUCUCAUUGACUGGCUGGUACAUCAUGAAGGUUCAAACUGCUGACGUUGGCAGAGUGGUGGAGACGAAAGUCGCUGUAGGAGGUCGGCUUGUACAGGGUGGAGAGCAUGUCAAAACUUCCCCCAUCGUGAAUCGUUUGGAUUUCCAUAAAGUUGUUACAGAGGAUGGCGUUGAAGUGUCUCUGGAGGGCAGUAUGGACUUGGAGACUUCAACUGCAAAUGGUUUUUCUCCUGGAAUUGUUCAGUGUUUGUGUAAUGGUUUUCCCUACAUGUGGAAGCAACUUUUGAGAGUGAGGCCUGUCGGGAUGUCUUCUAGCUUGGCUGUAAGCGAGAGCGUCGGAGGCCUUCAUCCAGUAGCCUCUAAGUGUGUCUCAGAGGACGAGAGCCAGGGUGUUGUUGAUCCAAAUAUCUGUAAGACAAUUCCGAAGGGCAUUCCAGGUGGUUCAAGAGAUUGUGAGGGUAACAGUACAGUAGGUGAUGUCGGCUCUGAUGCAGUUGCUGCUGUCGAUGAGCCUUCGGUAAUUCAAAGGAUUGCAUCAGAUGCAGUUGGGUCAAAGAGAGUGGAAACAGAGGCAGUAGUCACUGCAGGGGCUGAAACAUCAACUGCGGUUGAGACGGAGCCAGUGGACCCAGGAGGCGUGGAGAGGUGUGAACCACCAAAUGCAUUUGAGAUAGAGGCAAUGAUACUAGGAGGAGGAACUACUGUGAGGGAUGAACCACCGAAUGCAGAUGGAAAAGGGACAGUGGAGCCAGAGGGGGAGGGCAUUGGAAGGGCUAAUACAUCAAAUGCGAUUGAUGAGGGUUGUCCUCUCGAUGUACCGUCGCAACAAGCAUGUGAUCCUUGUCCAACCAACUUCGAUCCUGUUCCAGUUAGUAAUCCACUUGACACUGAUUCCUUGGGUAAAGAAGCUGAGAGUGGUCCAACUGUCGAUACGACCUUUGUUACGAUGCGAAGAGGUCGUAAGAAUAAGAAGGGUCCUCCACAACCAGUUCGUAGCAGUGCACGACUACAGCAGCGCCGGACAAAAUCGGCUGAAUCUAUGCCCAAUUUAUUUAAGUCUUCAGGCCCUGCUCAAGUAGAACAAGUCACAGUUAGUGGGGAAGUUACUAGAGACAAUUCUGGAGAGCAGGAACUUGGUGAAAUCUUGCCAGAUGUACAGCGAGCUGCAAAUGGACGUGAAAAAAUAACCAGGACUAGUGAUAUCAUUGGAGAGGUUUUGAAAGAUCUGCAAGAAGAGGAUAUGGAAGCUGCAAAUCAAGGUGGAGUUCCUGGAGCAGGUUUUGUCGGCAUUGUUGUUGAUCCACAACCAAUACAAGUGGAGAUAUCAGUGCAGGUUCAAGAUUCUGGUAAAAACCUCUUGAAAGACAGGGAUGAUGUUGAGGUUCCUAAGUUGAAUGAGAAUGAUGCUACCGAGGACAGGAUGGAAAUCGAAGAGAAUAAAGAGAUGGCUCCUGCCGCUUCUUCCGACUUUGAAAAUGAGAAGAGUGAAGAGACAGCCCAGGCAGCUCCUGCAGCUACUUUCAAGUUGGUAAAUGAGGAAAUGGAAGAGGCGGCUCCUGUGACUCCUCCUGAGUUGAUCCAGAGAAAGGUACAGUCGCGAGUCGAUUCUCGUUAUAAACCCAGUUCUGAAGCUUUGCCACAAGCAAGCGAGGAACGGGUGUCUCCUGAGCUCAAUGCCCGUAUGACACGGUCAUUGAAACGGCGACUGAGACUGUCUGCGAUUUCAGAGCCAGUAGCUGAUGUUGCCCCUGUUACUCGGUCUUCAAAACGUUUACGAAGACCUGUCCCAGAAAGUAACUCAGAACCCUCCAUUUCCCACCAAGUGGGGGAUCCGCUUGUGCAGCCAGUUUCUAAUCCGGACCUCUCCCAUCAAGUGGAGGGCCCAAGUAUGGAACCGAUUUCCAAUCCUGUGACACCCCACCACGGAGAGGUGAAUGGUUUUCAUGCGAGAGUACGAGACCUCAGCACAAGACGUGCAAAAGCUGUCAAUUGCUCCAACUGCAAGAAACCAUGCUCAUCUCAGGAAGUAAUCAAGUAUAAGAAUCGUAUCGCGAGCAUUGGAGCUACUCCCGAGCACGCGGUAGAGAGAACUAUGAAGACGGAACAGGAGGAAUAUCCGCCAUUGGAACCUCAGCGCACUGAAAGCACCCCUGGGACCUCUUCGCUGCCCAAAAAAGGAGAAACGAACACCUCUUCUGCGAAACGUCGAAGUGGUCGCCCAAAGAAAACGAAGUCUGCUAACCUGCCUGCAGAGCGACGAACAACCAGAAGACUAAAGCUAGAUGAUUCAGGGGAAGGGCCCUCCGAAGGUCAUAAUCCAGUUCCAAGCAAGCAAAGUUCUCGUCGAACGUCCAUAAUGCCCCCUCCAUUACCUUCUCCUCGUGUGCAGGGCGGCUUGAAAGGUAAAGUCCCUGAAGCUUUUGGCUUGAAAACAUCUCGGUCAGGACGGCUGUUGGUCCCUGCACUGGCUUAUUGGCGGAGCCAAUCUAUUGAAUACGAUAAAGACGGCGGCAUUAUUGCAAUAUUUGACGGUUUCCAGGCGACACCAUCUGAUACUGGGUGUUUUAAUUUCACCCCUCCUCAAGAGAAGCAUGCAAAGAAGAUACAAGAGAAGCUUUGUAAGGCGGCAGCAACAGUUAAAAAACGCAAGUAAGUUAUGCGGUUACUGUGGAGGUGUAAAUCCAGAUACAUGCAAUAUGUUUCAAGACUAGUUAUGUUUGUGUGCAAAUUUUAGAUUCAAUGUCCAGAUCAUUUUGCUGAAGCUUCUGCAUGUCCCUCCUGUAGUUGAAUUUAUGUUUAUGCUCAAAACUAAGUGUGGGCAAGGGACUUGGAUUCUUGAGAUGUAAAAAUAAAGUUGUCUCUGGUCAUUGUUGUGGGCUUUCUCCAAGAACCCUCAUUACUGUCACAUAGUUCAGGUCAUGUUGUAAGGGAAAAUCAGACUAGUGGUGAGCUUGAAGGUGUCGAGCACAACUUCUGAAGUUGAAUUACUUUUGUGCGUAGAUAAUAUUGCAGAUGAUCACAAUUAUUGCAGAAUUUGUUCUUUCGGUGCAAUAGCACCCUUGCUGUAUAGUGAGUCGUUCCACCUAAGUUGUUUGUAGCUUCCGAAGGUGAUCUGUUCACCACAUUUCAUCUUCGGGACUUUUAGAAGGUUUAUUAGUAGGAUCUUCGGUGGCAGCUAAUUUACUGAAACAGUAGAAGCAAUUUCAUGCGUCCUCAUUUAACUUCAAUACUCAGAAGCUUCAGCACACAA
Messenger RNA from Physcomitrium patens, 4903 nucleotides. RefSeq lists its product as uncharacterized. The record is from RefSeq and is a predicted model, not a curated record. Lineage: Eukaryota; Viridiplantae; Streptophyta; Bryopsida; Funariales; Funariaceae.